Wickerhamiella sorbophila is the source of this 474-nucleotide messenger RNA. RefSeq lists its product as hypothetical. NCBI's taxonomy places the organism in Eukaryota, Fungi, Ascomycota, Dipodascomycetes, Dipodascales, Trichomonascaceae. The record is from RefSeq and is a predicted model, not a curated record. The coding region runs from base 1 to 474 and encodes 157 amino acids. The transcript has a single exon.
AUGGGCGGCGAGGAAACAAGGACCGCCGCCACCGGGCUAGCUGAAUCCGAAUUGAAUCGAUCCGCACCCCAGACAAUUCCCGAGCGAAAGGGCUUUUUCGGUUGGGUUUCUCAAACUCUAUCCCCGACUGCCGCGAAGAUCAAUUCAACCUCGGAGGCGGUUGCGCCUCCCCCUGGCCCUUCGUCCGAGCCGGUUCCAAAGGUUGCGCCGCUGUCGGUUGGUUCUGCAAGCAGACCUACUAGCGAAGCUAUUGCUGAGAUGGGGCCUGUCCGAAACCCGUCCACGCGACGGACCCGUCGGGAUUCGUCGGUCUUGACCCACGAUGAAGCGCUGAAUAUUUCCCGAGCAGGAUUUUCUCCGCCUGCAUCUAACCCGGGCGCAAACGCCAUGGCCCGGAACCGUCAGCGAUCAAACUCCAAAUAUGACAAGUUGGGGCUUAUGGCUGCAUAUUCUGGGGGGCCGUCGUCGUUUUAA